GGCGGCGAAGGAGCAGGACCAGCCCAAGAGCCACGGCCGGUAGCGGGCAGCGGGCGGCGCAGGGCCCCAGGCCGCAGGGCCGGCGGGAUAGCAGAGGCCGGCGCUGCGCCGCGCGGACCAGCAGCAGGCAUGAUGAGCACCAAGGCCUUUACGUUGGUCUCUGCUGUGGAGAGGGAGCUGCUGAUGGGCGACAAAGAGCGAGUCAACAUAGAGUGCGUGGAGUGCUGCAGCAAGAACCUGUACGUGGGCACCAGCGACGGCUUCAUCUACCACUUCCUAUUGGAGGAGAAGGCACUGCCCGCCGGGACAGCCACCUUCACUGCUACGAAGCAGCUGCACAAACAUCUGGGUUUCAAGAAGCCUGUGAGUGAGCUGCGAGCGGCGUCAGCCCUCAACAGGCUGCUGGUGCUCUGUGACAACUCCAUCACCCUGGUCAACAUGCUGAGCCUGGAGCCUGUCCCCUCAGGGGCCCGCAUCAAAGGGGCUGUGGCGUUGGCCUUGAAUGAGAACCCUGUGAGCGGGGACCCAUUCUGCGUGGAGGUCUGCAUCAUCUCUGUCAAACGCAGAACCAUCCAGGUGUUCAUGGUGUAUGAGGACCGGGUUCAGAUCGUCAGGGAAGUGUCCACGCCGGAGCAGCCCCUGGCCGUGGCCGUGGAUGGCCACUUCCUGUGCCUGGCUCUGACCACCCAGUACAUCAUCCUGAACUACAACACAGGCGCCUCCCAGGACCUGUUUCCUUACUGCAGCGAGGAGAAGCACCCCAUCGUCAAGAGGAUAGGGAGACAGGAGUUCCUCCUGGCCGGCCCAGGAGGACUGGGCAUGUUUGCCACCGUUGCUGGGAUUUCUCAGCGAGCCCCUGUGCACUGGUCAGAGAAUGUGAUCGGGGCAGCCAUCUGCUUCCCGUACGUCAUAGCACUCGACCAGGAGUUCAUCACGGUUCACAGCAUGUUGGAUCAGCAGCAGAAGCAGACCCUGCCCUUUAAAGAAGGCCAUAUUCUACAGGAUUUUGAAGGAAGAGUAAUUGUCGCCACAAGUAAAGGAGUUUACAUCUUGGUUCCAUUACCUCUGGAGAAACAAAUACAGGAUCUUCUAGCAAGCCGUAGAGUGGAGGAGGCUUUGGUUUUAGCCAAAGGAGCCCGGAGGAACAUUCCAAAGGAAAAAUUUCAGGUAAUGUACAGAAGGAUCCUCCAGCAGGCGGGUUUUAUACAGUUUGCACAACUUCAGUUCCUGGAAGCUAAAGAGCUCUUCAGAAGCGGCCAGCUUGAUGUCCGGGAGCUGAUCUCUCUCUACCCCUUCCUGUUGCCAACCUGCUCUUCAUUCACACGGUCUCACCCUCCCCUCCACGAGUAUGCAGACCUGAACCAGCUGACCCAGGGGGACCAGGAGAAGAUGGCCAAGUGCAAGCGCUUCCUCAUGAGCUACUUGAACGAAGUCCGCAGCACAGAGGUGGCAAAUGGCUACAAAGAAGACAUCGACACGGCCUUGCUCAAGCUGUACGCAGAGGCUGACCACGACAGUCUGCUGGACCUCCUGGUCACCGAGAACUCCUGUCUCCUAACAGACAGCGCUGCCUGGCUAGAGAAGCACAAAAAGUAUUUUGCCCUGGGACUGCUCUACCAUUAUAAUAACCAAGACACGGCUGCAGUGCAGCUGUGGGUGGACAUUGUGAAUGGGGAUAUUCAGGACUCCACUCGCUCAGACCUGUACGAGUACAUUGUUGAUUUCCUUACGUACAGUUCCGACCAAGCACUAGUGUGGAAGUAUGCUGACUGGGUCCUGCAGAAAAGUGAGGAGAUUGGAGUUCAAGUUUUCACCAAGAGACCUUCGGACGAGCAGGAGAACAGCUUUAAUCCAGAUGAUAUUCUCCAUUGCCUUCAGAACUACCCUAAGGCUCUCGUUAAAUAUCUGGAACAUCUGGUUAUAGACAAGAGACUGCAGAAGGAAGAAUACCACACGCACCUUGCAGUGCUGUACCUGGAUGCGGUGCUACAGCACAAGCCCAGCGCCAGUGACAAGGGUGCCGAAGUGACCGAGACACAGGCCAAGUUCCGGCGCCUGCUCCAGAAAUCCGACCUGUACCGAGUCCGCUUUCUGAUGGAGAAGGUCCAGGGCGCCGGCCUGCCCAUGGAGAGUGCCAUCCUGCAUGGGAAGCUGGAGGAGCAUGGGAAGGCCCUGCACAUCCUGGUGCACGAGCUGAGGGACUUCUCAGGGGCCCAGGACUACUGCUUGUGGCGCUCUGAGGGCAGGGACCCGCCCUACCGGCAGCAGCUCUUCCACACACUGCUCACCAUGUACCUCAGCCCUGGCCCGUCCACACCUGAGCUGACGGUGGCUGCUGUGGAUCUCCUGAACCAACACGCCAGAGAGUUCGACGCUGCGCAGGUCCUGCAGCUGCUGCCGGGCACCUGGUCAGUGCAGCUGCUCUGCCCGUUCCUGGCGGGGGCCGUGAGGGACAGCAUCCAUACAAGGAGGACCACCCAGGUGGCUCUCGGUCUGGCCAAGUCUGAGAACUUAAUCUACAAAUACGAUAAGAUGAAGUUGAAAGGAAGCUCUGUUCGGCUCUCGGACAAAAAGCUCUGCCAGAUGUGCCAAAAUCCCUUUCGUGAGCCUGUGUUUGUUAGAUAUCCAAAUGGUGGUCUCGUCCACACCCACUGUGCUGCCAGCAGACACACGAACCCCAGUGCCCCCAGCCCCGGCACUCGGACUUGAAGAGGCCGCCUGAGGGCGCCAGGGGAACCCCGAGUUCUUUACCAAGCCUGCUGGGAGCAAAGAGCAGAAAGCCACUGCGCUGCGUCAGCCAAGACGAAGGGAUGACAUCUGCGUGCCGGGGAGACUUCAGUCACUGUGAAACGGGGACACUUCCCUCCUGACCACCCUGCAUUGAAUGUAAAUGGAAAAUCCGAAAAUAGGGACAUGCGAGAGUUUGCCCACCCAGGUACAUCGUCAUCCAAAGCAGCUGUCCUCUUGGAAAGAAAAAUGAGCCUUCCCUGUGUGCUCCAGACAAACUGGACAGCCCCCAUCCCCAAGCCCAAUCUUCAGACAGCCAUUCAUUUGCACUGGAAAUAUUUGCUUCUAGGUGGCACAGAGGUGACAUCCUCUCUCGGCCAGGUGAGUGGUCAGGGCACAGAGUCCUGUGCGGGCGGGUUUUGCCGUCACAUGUGCUCCAUCCCUGUGGCACGGCCACUGGGGUCCUGUCUGUGUCCGGGACAACCUGUGGACUCUGCCUUUGCCCUUGGCAAUGGCUGACCUGAGGGAAGUGUUUCUGUUCCUUCCUGCUUCCCCUCUGGCUCUCAGCCCGGAAAAGGCUCUGCCUGUUUACCCAAGCACUCCCUUCGGGGUAACUUUGU
Messenger RNA from Hipposideros armiger (great roundleaf bat), 3347 nucleotides. It is a transcript of the gene TGFBRAP1, whose product is annotated as transforming growth factor beta receptor associated protein 1. The transcript is spliced from 12 exons. The record is from RefSeq and is a predicted model, not a curated record. Gene Ontology annotation, cellular component: membrane; cytoplasm. Gene Ontology annotation, biological process: intracellular protein transport; vesicle-mediated transport; autophagy. The coding region runs from base 130 to 2709 and encodes 859 amino acids. NCBI's taxonomy places the organism in Eukaryota, Metazoa, Chordata, Mammalia, Chiroptera, Hipposideridae.